This is a messenger RNA of Paramecium octaurelia, 313 nucleotides long. Lineage: Eukaryota; Ciliophora; Oligohymenophorea; Peniculida; Parameciidae. The record is from the annotation of a GenBank genome assembly.
GAUGUAUGAGAAAAAACCUAUGCUAUCUGAAUGGUAUGAGGUAUUUUAGAAAAUGAGUAAAUAAAAUGCAAGAUCUAUAUUUUAUUUUUCCUAAGAGUAACCAAAUUAUCAUGUUGUACUUCAAUCCGUAGUAGGAAUAUUCACUGACAAACCAUUUUUUAUAACUAGGAUAGAUAUGGAAAUUUGUGAGAAGUUAAUUUGGUGUAUAGGGUAAGAUGUAAGCGAAGAUAUGAGAAGUUCAAUUAAAAGGUUUAUAGAUAUAUUAUAAUCUAUUAGAGAAAGAAGAGACUUUUCUUAAAGCCUCAUCAAUUGA